UUCACAAGUAAGACCCACAAUUCACAAAGAUAAGAGUUCUCUCAAUACGCGGAAAGAUGGAGUGAAGGAACACAUACCUCAAAAGCGCAAAAACAAACCAAAGAAGCGAAUCAUACAUUUUUACUUCUCUCCUACAAAUUAAACACAGUAUGGUGUCUCAAAAGCUGGAGUUUUGCAUCGUGUUAGUGAAGAUGGCAGUCGUUUUUGUCGCCACCGUGGCUGAAUCAUUAGAAGAAGCUUUCUGUAAGCCUCCUCAGCCUGCGGUUCCGGUAGUUCACGACGGUCGCCGUAACAGUUACGCCAACGUUCCCAUUCCUCUUGUUGGAUUCAUGGGAUGAGUUUUUUUUUUUUUUUUUUGGUUUUGACCUCGUUAAAGUUAGUAGCUCUCGUGCCAUGUGGCGUUUUGGAAGUUGCUGAUUUGUGUAUAAGUUUAAUUAAAAGAAUCAUUCAGAGUUAAAA
Raphanus sativus (radish) is the source of this 459-nucleotide messenger RNA. RefSeq lists its product as uncharacterized. The record is from RefSeq and is a predicted model, not a curated record. NCBI's taxonomy places the organism in Eukaryota, Viridiplantae, Streptophyta, Magnoliopsida, Brassicales, Brassicaceae. Bases 150 to 338 code for a protein of 62 amino acids. The transcript has a single exon.